GCCGGGCCGGAGCCGAGGCGACCGGGCGGCGCGCCGGACGGGCUGUGGGGCGCAGGGCGGCCGGACCUGGGCCGCGGCGGGGUCGCGAGGGCUGGCACCUGUGCAUGUGCAGACCCCAACCCCUUCCUUUCUUCUUGAACUGGACACCUCUAGAUUCAGCUUUUCCCAGUAACCAGUAACCAGCCUGCAGGGUUGAUUAGGAAAUUGAAAUAGUGGAACAAUAUAAAGAGCCAGACUGGCCGUCAUGGAGGAGCUGCAGCACUCACACUGCACAAACUGUGUCAGCAGACGGUGUAUGGCCAGACCGGAGCCCGGGAUUUCCUGUGAUUUGAUUGGUUGUCCUUUGGUUUGUGGGGCAGUUUUCCAUUCUUGCAAGGCUGAUGAACAUCGGCUUCUUUGUCCACUUGAACGGGUGCCAUGCUUAAAUAGUGACUUUGGAUGUCCGUUUACAAUGGCCCGAAAUAAAGUUGCUGAACAUCUAGAAGCAUGUCCUGCAAGCGUGGUGUGCUGCACUAUGGAGUGGAACCGAUGGCCAGUUAGUUACGCAGACCGGAAAUCCUAUGAGAAUCUAAGCAGAGAUGUUGAUGAAGUGGCACAAUUAGAUAUGGCCUUGGCCCUCCAAGACCAAAGGAUGCUCUUAGAAUCUCUCAAAGUAGCUACCAUGAUGUCAAAAGUGACUGACAAAAUAUCAGAGCCUAGAGAACAAAUUUCAGUUAAAUCUAGUGUCCCAGACAUACCACACACUAAUGGUUUGGUGUCUGUUGAUGAAGAAUCUUAUGGUGCACUUUAUCAAGCUACUGUAGAAACAACCAGAAGUUUGGCUGCUGCUUUAGAUAUUUUGAAUACUGCCACAAGAGACAUUGGCAGGCUAGGUGCAAGUCUUUGUGCUUCUCAAGAUGAAAUGGAUGAAGAACAAAAUGCCAGAGAAAGCUCCCAUGAUAGGAGCUUAAAAGACCAGGUCCAUCUUUCUGAGGAUGACAUAGGAGCAGUAGGUGGAAUCAGCUGCAGUGACACAAGUGAGAAUGGCCAGUCUGAACAAAAUGGUUCAAGUGAUUUACUAUGUGGCUUGAAUACAGGUUCUUAUGGUACUUCCAUUCUUUGUAAUGGCUUUCCUGUGGAAGACAUAUGCACACAGGCCAUAGACUCAAAGCAGAGUAACUUAACAAAUGGGGAAUGUGUGGCAUCAGAGGGCACUUCUGAGCUUUCCAGUCCUCUGUCAGUAGCAGCACAGCUCCGGGAAGUGCUACCCUCGAGUGCUCUGCCGAACGGCACGUUGCCGCACAUCCUCCUGCCAGGUGGUGAGGACGGAAGAGAACUGUACUGGAGAGAAGGAGGCCUGGGGGACCUGAGGAACCUGGAUGUCUUGUCUUUCGGUCAUCCUCCUUCGCUCAAAUUUUUGUCCAGUUCAUGUUGGUCCAAACCAAAGGAGGAUAAAGCCGUCGAUACGUCGGAUUUGGAAGUUGCAGAAGAUCCCAUGGGCCUCCAGGGAAUAGAUCUGAUCACGGCGGCGUUGCUGUUUUGUCUAGGGGAUUCUCCAGGUGGGAGGGGCAUUGCUGACAGUCGCAUGGUUGAUGUUUAUCACGUUGACUUUGGGACUCAGACGUUCUCACUUCCGUCUGCAAUAUUGGCUACAAAUACAAUGGUUGGGGAGAUAGCUUCGGCUUCAGCUUGUGACCAUGCCAACCCACAGCUUUCAAAUCCAAGUCCUUUUCAGACUCUUGGGCUGGAUUUAGUAUUGGAAUGUGUUGCCAGGUACCAGCCUAAGCAGCGCUCAAUGUUUACCUUUGUCUGUGGACAGUUAUUCAGAAGAAAAGAGUUUUCUUCACAUUUUAAGAACGUGCAUGGUGACAUCCACGCGGGGCUCAACGGCUGGAUGGAGCAGAGGUGCCCUUUGGCUUAUUACGGUUGUUCCUAUUCUCAGCGCAGGUUUUGCCCUUCAACCCAGGGAGCAAAGAUCAUCCAUGACCGCCACCUGCGGUCCUUCGGCGUUCAGCCAUGCGUAUCCACAGCGUUGGUGGAGCCAGCCAGGAACUGUGUGCUGGGACUACACAGUGACCAUCUAAGUGGUCUGCCUUUCGAGGUCCUGCAGCACAUUGCGGGCUUCCUCGAUGGCUUCAGUUUGUGCCAGCUCGCGUGUGUCUCCAGGUUGAUGCGGGAUGUGUGUGGCAGCCUGCUUCAGUCUCGUGGGAUGGUCAUCCUUCAGUGGGGGAAAAAGAAGCAUCCGGAUGGAAAUUCAUCAUGGCAAAUAAAAGAAAAGGUGUGGCGGUUCAGUACUGCCUUUUGUUCUGUUAACGAGUGGAAGUUCGCUGACAUCCUAAGCAUGGCUGACCACCUUAAGAGAUGCAGCUACAACGUGGUAGAGAGACGGGAGGACGCGGUGCCGCUGCCGUGUAUGUGUGUGACUCGGGAACUCACUAAGGAAGGACGCUCCCUGCGCUCGGUUUUGAAGCCUGUGCUUUAGAAAUUAUCACUCCAUUUGCACACACAUGCAAACACCUAGUCUUUGUAAUACAUGACACUUUAUUAAUGUAUUAAAGUUAUAACUAGCUGCAUUUAUUGUCACUAUGUAUAUAAUGUUUUGAAGUGACAUAUAUUUUUAUAAAAUAAGUACUGUUUAGUUGGAAAAACAUUGCCUUAAUGUUUGAAAUGUGUGAAACUUUUGGAACUUGCUGGACAGGGUGAUUUUAAUCUAACUGCUCAAAAAUUAGUAUUUUUGAUGGUGUGCAUAUUUUGGUUCUUAAAUUUUUGGCUUCUUAAACUAAUAAGAUCCUGACCAAACACUUUAUUCCUCAUAUUUUCUCUGGGCUGUAACCCAUGCAUUCAAAAAGUGAAACUUUUUUGCUGGGUUCUUAAUUGUGUAGAAGAAUAAGAACCUAGAUUAAGAUAAAACAUUCAACUGCUUAAACACUGUCCUAAGAUCACUGUAAAGUUUUAAUCUUCACAUGUCCCCUUACGCAAUUGCUGAUAUGUAGAAGACCUCUAAAAUAUACCUAAAAAUAUACCUUAUAAUCAUGACUAGUGUUUGGUAAUGCUAUUUAUCAUUUUUAAAAUAUAAUCCACAAAGCUGUGUUUGUCUUGCAUAUUUACAGCUCUCAACAGAGAGCAACCAUAUUCUUUUCAUUCACAUCCAACGUGUGACAAGUUAAGGCAAAAACAAACAGAAGGCCUCUGAAUUUACUUUAAUUUGAAACUGCUCGCGGUGUUUUAUAUUUGCUAGAUAUUAUUUAAUAUUUGGAGAGAAGAAAAUAUACCUCAUUUUAAGUUUGAAUUGGUCAUAUUCUGUGAAUAGAUUUUAAAUUUUCCAAAAGGGCUUAACUAUUUUUAUUUCAUAAGCAUUUUAAAAUUUUGCCUUUUGAUGUUUAUAAAAAAUCCAACUAUGUUGUUUUAAGACAUUUAAAAAUGUGAAAUUUGGUAUAUUCUUUGUAAGGUGACAAUCAUGAAAUGCAGAAACCUAUCUUAGUUGGCAAUCUCUUUAAACAUUUCCAAAUUAAUUUAUCAUAGGCUGCUCAAACAAAAAUGAAUGUGUCUUUGUAUAAAGAUCAAGAUAUAAUAGAAAAAAUAUUCAAGGACCUAUUCUUGAAGUAGUUAUAGUGUUAAACUGACCUGAUGUGGUCAGUUUAAGAAAAUGAAUUUUUCAGUGUUUAGAAUAACAUUGCAAAGAUGGGGACAUGUACUUAAAUUAUUUGUUUUAAGUAACUUCUGCCAUUUGAUAGUCUGAAAUGGUGGCAUGUUACCUUGUUAUAAAUAUCAAAACCCUAUUGUGUCUUCCCCUCCUACAUUUGUCCCUGAGAGAGCUACAUUGUUACGAGGUUCUUGCUUCCCAUAUAUGGCGCACAGGCUGGGCUGAGGUGUUCUUUGGGUAGUAGAGAAGAAUUCUCAUCUGCUUAAGACUUGUUUUGUUGGAUCAAGCCCUUAGUACAGUUGAAAGAUACAGCAUUAAAGACUGAUCAAUUGUUUUGCCACACCUGCUAUUUUAAUUAGUAGAAUACUUAUUCCUCAGCACUUAAAAUUUCUUUUUCAACUGUAAGAUUGAAUUACAUUAACAGUCUCAAUGUCUACAAAAAAAACAGAAGGUAUUGAAGAGUGUAAAAUGUGAUUCUACCUUUUAAGGUUUUGCAGAGGAAGGUGAUGUGGUUAGGAGGGCUCCAUGGUAGUGCAUUUUUAAAUCCAUCUUGCUUCCACACUGGCUCAUGAAAUUUUGAACAUUUUUCUACCUUAUUUCUUUUCUUUCACACAUCUUUGGCUGUUCUCUCUUUUGUUUGUGUUAUGCCACCAUACUAUUAAGUUAAAAUGUUUUCUUUGUGCAACGUUUGUUCAAAUUCUAAUAAAAUUAAUGUUUUCCCUUUAUAUGGCUCAGUAACCUAAAAACAAAAGCUUUCAUUUAAAUAAAAAUAUAAUAGUUGUUUGACAAAUUCCAAGUAUAAUUAUCCUGUUUCUGCAGUGUGGACUUUCUGUGUGCUGGAAGAGUUAUUGAUUGACUACCAUUGCUUACCUGUGUUUUAUUGGUGAGCAUUACAUUUUUUGUUUAAUAUGGAAAACUCAUUACUUAGCUUUUCUCUGCCCCUUCAGUAUCUUGAAAGUAGUCUCACCUAGAGGUAUUGAAGGGCCACAGAGCUUCUGGCAUGAUUAUUUCUCUAAAACUUGUAAUGGGAGCAAUCUAGCUUGCUUUUUGAGCAUGGAAAGGUUUGUAUGUUGGCCAAGUAGAUUGUCUCUUGAGAAAUCUUUGAUGAUUCUUUGGUCUUUGCUAACCAGCAAGAUAAAGGACAAACAUCCGAACGGAGAGAAAUACCUGAAUUCACUCUUAUCCCCGGCCUCCUCCCAGGUCUGCCUGUUAGUCUGUGUCUCUAGUUGGUUUUUGAGGUUCCCAGGUCACUUCUGGCAGUGGUUCCCAGAGUGUGGUGUCUGGACCAGCAGUAGCGGCCUCACCUAGGAACUUGUUAGAAAUACAGAUUCCUUGGCCUCACCCCAGAUUUACCGAGUCAGAAGCUCUGGGGUAGGAUCCAGCAAUUUCUGUUUCAAGUCCUCGAGGUGAUUCUGGUACAGGGUAAAGCAUGCAACUUAGAGGAAACGCCCUCUUGAACGAUGUAUUAUUAGAACAUAUACAUGUGCAUGAGUGUUAUCCAAACUUGAGUGUAGUGGUACUUUAUUAAUAUUAAUUAAUGUUACAAUUUUUAAAAAUGUGAUAUACGUUAGUUGUCUCAAACCUACAGCCAUAUGACAAAAUAAGUCGGGUACUAUGAUUGUUUGAAUUUUUUAACUGUAUUUACUAUAUUUAAAAUUUGUUAUUACUAAUAGUAUUACACUAGUGUUCUCUGUGUUAAGGUAAAUUGCAGUGCCACUUUAGUUCCUUUAGUCACCUUUGUCCUCACUCUUGUUUAGUGGUUGCAGAGUAAUGUGAACAUGUUAGAUUAUUAGGAUAAGCAAAGAGAUUAGAGUAGAACAAUACUGGAUAAAUCCUGCAAGGAUAUUUGUAAGAAUCCUUUCAGCCCCAUCAAGAAGAUGCAUCCUUAAUAUUGAGUCUCUUGUUUUUCAGUAGCAUUGAAUUGUUUUUGGUGUUUUGGACCCAGUGCUACGGAUCCUGUUGAUGUUUCUAUUAUGACUGCCCCUUAACCUUGGAUCUUGAGAUUCUGAUAAUGUUGAAGAUAACAGGGUUUCCAACAAAUCCCUUGAAAAUAUGGUAGCUUACUGUAUUAAUAACAAAUUUUACCUAUGGGUUUUUGACUGUAGUUAGGAGUUUUUAAGAAUAACAGAUUUCUUCAUAUUUUGCAUCCCAAACUAAAAAAAAACAAAAACAAAACAGGGUUAUAUUAUAUUUUUAAAUAUCCUAAGGAAUAGUUAUGCAGACAUUAAGAAAUGUGUUUGUCUCAUGCGUGGCUCACCACAUUGGAAGCUGAUGUGACUGGAGGUGGGGGUUUGAAGUGCAGUAGAAUGGAGGCAUUGGGCUCUCAUUCUCUCAUGGAAACACCUCUUGAGGGAAAGAAUAGAUUACAGCAAUAUCUGAAUACUGCUGUUAAGUAGUUGUAGUCCCCACUUAACAUGUGCAGGAAGCCUAGGAAAUAGAAUAAGAGUUACGCCUUUUAAAAAAAAUCACCUCAACAAUGAGUUCCAUUGUGUUUCCAAUAAUUCAGUGAUGAGUUUUGUCAGGACUUAACCUAAUCCUGUUUUUUAAAAAAUUGUGCUUUGUAAGUAAACGUCAAGUCUAGUGAUGUCCUUUCAAAAUAAAAUAAGGGAACAGGAAGAAUGGUUUCUUUUUGAAGUCAUCUUUUUUUUUUUUUGCGAUAAUAUUUUGUCUUUUAUUUAAAAGAUCAAAGUAAGAUCAAAAGAUAAGACCUUCUAGAUCCAUUUCAUGGAUGUGACAGCAGAGGUAUUUAGUGGGGACUGAUGAGUGUAUUGGGGCAGUUGAGAGAGAAAUGUGUCCUUGUGACAGUUUUCCACUUUAAAAUGCAGGAGGAGAAGGGACAUUUAGAGAUAAGGAAAUUACUUUGGAAAACGUUGCCUAUGGAAUACUUGGUGCCGAAUAAGUGUUUUUGGAAAGAAAUGUUGGGUAAUACUGAAAGGAAAAAGUAGAAACUAACCAAAUGUGUUAUGUUGCUCUGAAAAAUCAUUUGCAUAAAGCAGGGCCUUUUACAGAUUUUUACAAGUAUUUUAUUGUACCUACACUUGAUAAAAUUCUACAAAUUCAUUAUACAUUUAUUGACGUAUAUAAUCUUAAAUUGGCCAGUUAGAUCUUAAUAAAUCUUGGGAUAUAUUGUUAACCCAGAACAUUUAAAAACUGACAUUCAGAUUGCUUGAUAUUCCGAUGUAUUAAUUGGAGAGUGAUUUUUUUCAUUAACUUAAAAAAGAAACUACAAAGAAAUGAGUUACAAGGAAGAGUCAUGAAUAUGCAUUACAGAAUAAAAUAAAAACACACUGAUAAAAUCUCCUUUUUAAAUAAUUUUCUAUCUUUUUCACAUGCUAAACUGAAGCUUACCACUGUUCUUGGCUAUAAAAAAAGCAUUUCUGAAACAAACCGACAACAUAAACUAGGAAAAAGUUUCUUUUUCAUUGGUACAAAUAAAAUGUAAGUAUUGCAAAAAUCAUUUUGCUAAUCCAUUUGCAUGCAAACAUCGUGAUAGUAAGAAAUGGAAGUGGUAAUAGUUUAUGAACUUGAAAGUAGUAAAACUGCAUUUCAGUUAAAUUCUUAAGGCUGAUUCAUCAGAUCAGAUUGUCCUUUCCCAGCAAAAGUAAAUUAAUUGGAUUAAAUUGUACUGUUUUCUAAUAUACAUUGUCAGAAUCUUUUUUUUUUUUUUUUUUUGUUAAAUCUCAGACAGGAUCCUUAAUCGAAUAAGUAGUUUGGUAAAGGAAAAGACUAGAUUAGAUAGUUAGCUACAUUAACAUUCUGUGGUAGCAACAGUUUGUUACUGCUCAAAAGAUGGACUUUGAGAGAAGGGGUCCUGUCCUUUGCUGUCCUUCCAGAUACUUUUUGUCAUUGAAGUCAUCUUUUCCAUGUUAAUUGGUGUGUUUGCUUAUUUAUCCAUGACUUUCAUUUUCUGAUCAGGUGAUCAAAAAGCCUAGAUUAAGUACAUAAAGCUUUUUAAAACUUUUUCUCCUAUUGAUCACCCUAAGUUUGGUAGUUUGGGUCAGUAGUUUGGAUUUAAUCAAGUAACUUAUUUUUAGUUCCUGUUAAAGUCACUUCCAGCUUACCAGUGAAAAAUAGUAAGGAAAAAUUGAAGUAUCUGCAUUCAGGUUUGACCACAUUACUUGAUUAAAAGAAAUCAAAUCAUAGAAAUAGACAUUUUGGUGGGUGCUGCAUCAAUUUGUGGGUAGAAUGACCCAAUGAAUAUUUAAUUAGGUCAACUGAAUGUCUUUCAUACCAAGUGAUAAUUUUACCUAUAUUAGAAAGGGAUUUGAAAUGAGUCAAGAAUGAGAUUGUUUUCCCACAACAUUCCACUAGCUUUGUAAUGACAGCCCUAGCAUAUUAAAUUGCUUUUGAAUGGUUAACAGUUCAGCAGACAUGAAGUCUAAAGAUUUUUAUGCUGCAUUUAAAAUGUUUAUGUUGCACUGCUGUUCAUUAGAUGACGGUGUUUACGCACCAGUCAAUACUGGAAACUUGAAUUGCAUUCUGCACCAACUCCCCUCACCUCGGAGGUCAUUUAUCUCCCCAUGUAUCUUCCUUUUCUCAUGAUUUACAUUAAUAGUUGGCUUUAUGUUAAAUGCAAAGGAUAUGGUAUCUCCAGUCUUUACCCAAACCAAAAAGGACAGUAUUCCCAAGGUGUGUGAAAUACUUAAACUAUGCUUUAGAGCGAAUUUAUAGCAGUAAAGCGGUGAAUUUAUUCAGUUGAAAGUCCUAAUAAAAUCCGUGGAUCCAGUCACAGAAGUGCCACUGAAAGCAGAAGUGGCGCUGUUAUUCAUUGGAAUUCCCUUAUGUGUAACACAGCAGUGACGAGUAUUUGGCUUCUACGUCAGUGCUUGUUUUUCAACUUUUGCAUUUUUACUAUGAUUCCUUGUGGCAUAUCUCAAUCACUUUUUAAAGGUCUUUUAAAAAUCAUGCUUUUAAAAAUUUUGUAUAAUUUUCAGGGUUUUUUUUUAUAGUUUUAUACUUUGUGUUCCUUUUAAAGAGCAAAUGCAAAUAGUAUGUAUUUGGCAGGACUAAAUAAAUUCAACUGAUGCAUACGUUUGUAUUCUUUUGUAUUCUUUUGGGUUGUCUUAUCGGAGAAACUACUUCUUUGGAUUUUGGGUUUGGUAAGGACUUUACUGAUCAUUUAGUUUCUUGUUUUAUUUUGGGAGUAACUGAAGCUGAAUUUGUGAGUGUGUUUAUUCAUUCAACAAGUAUUAUUGGGUCCUUGUGCCAGGUACCGUGCAAGCUCCAUUCUGAGAGACGGACGUUAUAAAGGCAGCUACUGCUUCUACUUCUGUAAGUAGUAGAGUGUAGUAGACCAAAAGCCCGGUCUCAUUACCCUAUGGGGGUACCUUUUCCCACUAUACUACCAUUUUCCGACACUGGUAACAUUUUGGGUGCAUAUGAUACAAAGUAGGGUCAUAUAUAUUUAAAAAAAAAAAAGAUAACCAUGCAAGAUGGAUAGACAAGAUCCAGAGGAGGGAAGGCUUUAGGCAGAGGUUUCCUAUGAUUCUUCAAAUAAUAACUCUCUUCCCAAGUCUUCAAAGAGAUGUUCUUUCUUUAACACAGUAUAAUACACAUGAUCUUAAAUAGUCUACUCAAGGAAUAUAUUUAUUGACAGUCAAGCUUAUUUUCUUGACUUUGAGGGGGGUAGUUUUCAAAUUAGUCUAAACCAAUUCUUUUCCACUGUGUUCUAAGAGUCAACUUUAGGAAAUUGUUUCAAAUCUAUGUGAAAAAAGUUGAAUUGCUUUGCAAAUAAUUGUGUAUGUAUACCAGUCAAGGUGUUUAUGCUCCAAGUAGAACAAGCCUACAGACUGGGGCUGAUGAUGUGAACUAAACUAUCAGAAUAAACAGAAAAUAGACAAGAAAAGACUCAUACUGCAAUAGCUUUACUUACACAGCGCAGUAAGGUCCAACAUCAGAAAGAAUGGGAGGAAGGUAAGCAAUUAUGAUAAUUCAGAUUUUUCACUAUAGUUAUUUCUUACUUAAUUUUGUGAUUUUACCACAAUAUUGAGAACUUCUUACAGAUGGGUAAUCUGACCCAAAUUUACUUUAGCAUCAACUUAUUCCAUCCUCUUGCUUGCUUCGUAUCCACCAUUUUGAGUUUCUCACCACACUCUCAUGACUCUGAGACUUUGGACGUGCCUUCCCCUGUCCCUGAAAUGCCCUCCUCCACUUUCUUCAACGGGUAAACUUCACUUCACUGGUAAGGAUCCAAUUAUGGUCUCACCUGCUUUUAUCCUAGGCCAUUGCAAGCCAAUGAGUCACCUCGCAUCUGUGUCACAUGUUAUUUUCAUUGUACCUUUCUCAGUAUUGCACUGCAUGGUGUAUCUUUACACUGCUGUAGAUUGUGAGCCCUCUGGGUAGACUGUGUCUUACUUGGUUUUGGGUACCUGUGCCUAGUCAGAAGGCCUCCAGGAGAUGCUUGUUGAAAUAAAAAUGAAAAAAAAGAAUAAAUUUCAGUGCUGUGUCAGUUAGCUUUUGCUGCAUAACAUGCAAACCCCCAAAUUAGUGGCUGACAAUAUAUUUACUCAUGGCUGGCU
Molecule: messenger RNA, 10140 nt
Organism: Choloepus didactylus (southern two-toed sloth)
Lineage: Eukaryota; Metazoa; Chordata; Mammalia; Pilosa; Megalonychidae
Gene: FBXO30
Product: F-box protein 30
Exons: 4
Coding region: 245-2461 (738 amino acids)
Molecular function (GO): ubiquitin protein ligase activity; zinc ion binding; protein binding
Source: RefSeq, a predicted model, not a curated record